This is a messenger RNA of Verticillium alfalfae VaMs.102, 1233 nucleotides long. Its product is annotated as NAD-binding Rossmann fold oxidoreductase family protein. The record is from RefSeq and is a predicted model, not a curated record. The coding region runs from base 1 to 1233 and encodes 410 amino acids. Lineage: Eukaryota; Fungi; Ascomycota; Sordariomycetes; Glomerellales; Plectosphaerellaceae. The transcript is spliced from 2 exons. Gene Ontology annotation, molecular function: nucleotide binding.
AUGUCUGACGGAAGGAAAAAGUACGCCGUCGUCGGCACCGGCGGCCGCUCUGGCUUCUUCUACUCGGCCAUCGCCAAGGACUACAGCACAACAUCCUGCAUCGUUGCCCUCUGCGAUACCAACCAGACGCGCAUGAACUAUGCAAACGCCAAGCUCGCCUCUCUCGGUCACGGCGAGGUGCCGACCUUCCUCGCCGCCGACUUUGAUAAGAUGAUUCAGGAGACCAAGCCCGACGAGGUCAUCGUCACGACCAUGGACCGCACCCACAACAAGUACAUCGUGCGAGCGAUGGAGCUCGGCUGCAACGUCAUCACCGAGAAGCCCAUGACCAUCGACGCCCCUAGGUGUCGCGAGAUCUUCUCCGCCAUUUUCGAGAUCAUCCGCUCGGGUGCCAUUGGCAAGGUGACGAGCGUCCACUUUGAGUGGAUGCUCAACACGAGCCACGGCGCCGACUACUUCCGCCGCUGGCACCGCGACAAGCGCAACAGCGGCGGCCUCCUCGUCCACAAAUCGACCCACCACUUCGAUCUCGUCAACUUUUGGCUGCAGUCCCGUCCCCAGACCGUCUACGCCACCGGCGACCUCGCCUUUUACGGCCGCGAGAACGCAGAGGCCCGCGGCGUCACCGAGUUCUACACACGCACACACGGCAGCGACGUCGCCAAGAAGGACCCCUUUGCCCUGCAUCUGGAGAACAGUGAGGCCCUGAAGGGCAUGUACCUGGACGCCGAGCACGAGGACGCCUACUACCGCGACCAGAGCGUGUUCGGCGACGGCAUUAGCAUCGAGGACACGAUGAACGUCCUCGUCAAGUACCGCAGCGGCGCGAGUCUGACCUACUCCUUGACGGCCUACGCCCCAUGGGAGGGCUUCCGUGUCAACUUCAACGGCACUGGCGGCAGGCUCGAGGUGGAGGUUGUCGAGAACAGCUACGUCAACUCUGGCGGUGACCAGGCCGACGAGGGCUCGCUCGAGAAGAGAUCCAUCGUGCUGCGGAAACUGUUCGAGAAGCCCCAGGAGAUUGAGCUCGGUGAGAGUGUUGGUGCUCACGGUGGUGGCGACACGGUGCUGCUGAACGACCUCUUCGGCGAGCCCGUGUCGGACGAAUACAUGCGGGCGGCGAGUCACGUUGACGGCGCCGCGUCUAUCCUGACGGGCAUUGCGGCGAACCGCUCCAUCGCGACGGGGCAGGUCGUUAAUGUCGAUGACAUCCUGCAGGUGCCGGAGAAAUAG